AACAUACAACAUGUAGUAGUUCUGUCUUGUGUAAAUCCACAGAGCCGCAGAGGUCAUUGACUUAUUUGGCAUGAGCAGUUCUCGCAGUUCAGGCUGUUGGAAGAUUACUGUAUUAUAAUUUUUGAUAAACUUUUGUGAGCACCUCAUCACAGCUUUCCAAGUUGGAAUUUCAGUUAUCCACAGCAACAUUCAUCAAGCGAUACAUUUGACAACGUUCUCCAAUACGCCCAACAUGGAAUAGCUGGCUCUCGAACUCAUGCACUUAUGGCAAGCAUUUUCUUCGUUUUGGAAUGCCUUAUUACGCACCGAAAUUGAUCCAUAGUAAACGCUGAUGCUAUCAGAGGGAUAUCGGAACAUGUUAUAGACGCGCGCACGGACAGAAAGCAACAUGGCAUUUUCUGACUAAAUGAUUUGCAAUAAACAUUGUGAAUGGAUUAAAAAUAAGGCAAUCAAUCGAGAUGACUGGCAAAAUGAGGGAGCUUGCUCUUCUUACUGUUUUUCUUGAAGUUUACGCACAGGGCAUUCCUCCAGAAUGUGAACCUCAUAAUAUUCUGGUCAGAGAAGAGGAAAGCUGUUACUCUAAGCUACAGAAAUACAACUUCUCUAAACCUGGAUAUGCUCAACCAGGAUGCAGAGGCAUGUGGGACCACCUGAACUGCUGGCCUCACGCCCUGGUUGGAGAGGUGGUGUCCCAGCCCUGUCCCAAAUUCUUUAGAACCAAGGGGAGGGUAUUCCGGAAUUGCACAGCAGAGGGCUGGACUGAUGCCUUCCCACCCCAUGAGUUCGCCUGCGAGUACGCCUUCAACGAGUCACUCAUAGACAUGCCUCAAUCCCACAAAUACUUCCUGUAUGUGAAGACCAUGUACACGGUGGGCUACGCUUUCUCUCUCGUGUCCCUGGCUGCUGCCAUCUUCAUACUCUGUCUGUUCAGAAAACUGCACUGCAUGAGGAACUACAUCCACAUCCAGUUAUUUCUGUCUUUCAUCCUGCGGGCAGCCUUCAUCUUCAUCAGGGACUCUGUGCUGUUCUCCAAUGAGGACUUAUACCACUGCGACUCAUUCCCGAUGGGCUGUAAGCUGGUGGUGAUGUCAUCUCAUUACUGUAUCAUGGCAAACUACAGCUGGCUGCUGGUUGAGGGCCAUUACCUGCACACACUGGUCCGCAUUUCCUUCUUCUCUGAAAAGAAGUUCUUCUGGUGGUACAUCGUGCUGGGUUGGGGUUUGCCAAUGAUUGUUAUAUUAGGUUGGGGGAUGGCCAAAUAUCUGCAUGAAGAUGAAGGGUGUUGGGAGAUGACAAAUCACAACUGGAUCUGGUGGAUUCUCAAAGUUCCUGUCCUGCUCUUCAUCACUAUUAACUUAAUGUUUUUUCUGAGUAUUAUAAAAAUAUUGGUGGGAAAAUUAAGGACACCAGAUGAGCAUGCCAAUGAUUUCAACCAAUACAAGAGACUUGCAAAGUCCACCUUCCUCCUGGUUGCUCUCUUUGGCUUGCAGUACGUCCUCUUUGCUUUCUUCCCAUUCAGUCAAAUAUGGAACUCUGUGGAGCUGGCUCUUUCCUCAGUUCAGGGCUUUGUUGUUGCAGUUCUGUACUGUUUUCUCAACGGGGAGGUGAAAUAUGAGUUCCAGAGAAAAUGGCAGCAGUGGAGGCUGAAGCAGCACCUGCACGGGGAGUCCAGACCACACAACGACUCAAUCAGUCAUAGCGGCUUGGCCCUCACCCACGUGUCCCUGCUCCACCGGGGCUCCACCACCCACCAGGCCAGUCAAGUGUAACCAUGACAAUGUGCGCCUGUGUCAGAGGUCCCGCCCACCUUCUCCCUUUCCAGACUGCUUUUACUUUGACAGAGCUCAGAGUCUGGGACACCCAGGCCUCAAGAAUCUCAAGCUGAGAGAUCAUUACCUCUCGUAUGGAUCUGAGGGAGGCUGGUGUAACUGCUGAAUGGGCCUCAAGGCCUUCUAGAGGGCAGUGUCACAUGACAACACACCUGGCAAGAUUUUCCCCCAGCAUUGUGAUUAUGUGGGAAUCCCCAUCUGUGCCAGAGACUACACAAGCUUGGGGUUCAUGCUCUGUAUUUACAGCACUAGUCUUCAGUUUAAUUGUUCUUUUACGUUAGAGGACACAGUGCUACAUGCAGCUUGUCACUCUUGGAUCUUGUUCCUGGGAUCAAACUGCAAGUUCGGCCACCUGUGCCCAUGGCCGGAAUCCCUACAACCAUGUGGACUUAGAGGGAGAUGUUCAAAACCCAUAAAAAUUUUUGGGAUCUUCACUGUUUUAAAAGGAAUGAGGUUGUCUCCAGAGAGCGGAGGAAACUGGACGGUGGUAUAUUGAAAUAUACAGAUCCUCUAAUCUACACUUCUGACCUUAAGUGAAGCUUGUAAAGUGGCCCAACUGACUGUGGAUAUGCGCUAUAGCACAUUGCCAGCUGUUACACUUAAUCUACUGACACAUCGAAAGAUGCCCACACUUCUUUAUUUAGCAUCACUUGGAAAUGCAGGGUGAAGCAUGUCAGUUGAUGAAGGUUACAGUCCAUGGGUUAAUACAAAAUCUUCACUCUGCUGCACUGUUGUGAUUUACUUUGUUGAUUUUUUAUUUUUUAUUUUUU
This is a messenger RNA of Anguilla rostrata (American eel), 2599 nucleotides long. RefSeq names its product secretin receptor (gene sctr). Gene Ontology annotation, molecular function: peptide hormone binding; secretin receptor activity; G protein-coupled peptide receptor activity. The coding region runs from base 459 to 1769 and encodes 436 amino acids. The transcript is spliced from 13 exons. Gene Ontology annotation, cellular component: plasma membrane. NCBI's taxonomy places the organism in Eukaryota, Metazoa, Chordata, Actinopteri, Anguilliformes, Anguillidae. Gene Ontology annotation, biological process: cell surface receptor signaling pathway; adenylate cyclase-modulating G protein-coupled receptor signaling pathway. The record is from RefSeq and is a predicted model, not a curated record.